AUGAGUGAAGAAGAUCUGGCUCAUCAAGUCAAACGAAGUUUGCUAAGGAAAAGAUAUCUCAUUGUUUUGGAUGAUGUAUGGGAUAUUGAAGCAUGGAACAGAUUGGAAGCCUCAUUCCUUGAUAAUGGAAAUGGAAGUAGAGUUAUCUUGACAAGUAGGCUCCAUGAUGUUGCUCCGCAAGAUAAACUCCAUCACGAAACACAUUCUCUUCGGCAACUCACUCCUGAUCAGAGUUGGGAUUUGCUAAAAGCUAAGUUAUACCCUGGAAAAGAUUUAACUCCAAAAUUGUGUGAACUUCAACAGCAAGUUGUGGAAAUCUGUCAAGGGCUACCUCUUACAGUUGUCAUUCUUGCUGGAAUUCUCUCAAGCAUGGACCGACGUGAUUGGAAAGAAGUUGUGGAAGGUUUGAGUUUAAGAAAUGUCUCUAGUAUAGAACAAUGUAUCGCUACAUUAGAGCUAAGUUACAAACAUUUAUCAGAUAAUUUGAAGCACAAGAGAUCAGAGGAUGUGGCAAAUGAUUACCUGAUGCAACUUAUUAGCAGAAACUUAGUCAUAGUGUCCAAACCAGGAUCCAUUGAUGGUCAAAGCUUGUCGCAUUCACGAUUUGUUGUAUGA
Coffea arabica (coffee) is the source of this 615-nucleotide messenger RNA. Its product is annotated as putative late blight resistance protein homolog R1A-3. Gene Ontology annotation, molecular function: ADP binding. Gene Ontology annotation, biological process: defense response to other organism. NCBI's taxonomy places the organism in Eukaryota, Viridiplantae, Streptophyta, Magnoliopsida, Gentianales, Rubiaceae. The record is from RefSeq and is a predicted model, not a curated record.